Messenger RNA from Drosophila grimshawi, 1117 nucleotides. RefSeq names its product mitochondrial pyruvate carrier 2. Gene Ontology annotation, molecular function: pyruvate transmembrane transporter activity. Gene Ontology annotation, cellular component: mitochondrial inner membrane. Lineage: Eukaryota; Metazoa; Arthropoda; Insecta; Diptera; Drosophilidae. Gene Ontology annotation, biological process: pyruvate import into mitochondria. The record is from RefSeq and is a predicted model, not a curated record. The transcript is spliced from 4 exons. The coding region runs from base 342 to 812 and encodes 156 amino acids.
UGCGCUGCGGAAAUUGGCGCAGGCAUUAAGCGAAUGGCAAUGUCGGACAAAUGUUGCGUGUGUUGUGUGGUUGUCUGUCAAGGCCAAGGACGUUGCAUGUCAUUCACUAGUUCGCUGCAGGGCGCUCACGCUACAUUCACACACACAGAGAACGAGAAAGAGAGAACUCAGCGCGCCGACGCUUUUUUUCAUCCACUCGACGCUUUUGUUAUUCACGCCAAAUCCAUUCACUCAGUACGAUAGAAGCUGUCUGUCCGUACACUAGUCAGCGCUUGAUUUUACCUGGAAUUUGAUUUUUUGUUGCUGCGCUGUGAUAUCCCGUUAAAUUUCGCACAAACAAAAUGUCGACAGCCGUUCAGCCACCACCACCAGUACCACCACCGCCACCACCUUCAUCAGCUGCUGCUGCCGCUGGGAAGGGCAUCCAUACGAAGCUCUACAAUGGCAUGAUUGGAGCUUGUGACAAAUUUGUGCCCGCCAAGAUGAGACCGCUUUGGAUGCAUCCAGCAGGUCCCAAAACGAUUUUCUUCUGGGCACCUAUCUUCAAAUGGGGUCUCGUCGCAGCUGGACUCAGUGAUUUGGCGCGUCCGGCGGACACAAUUUCCAUGUCGAGCUGCAGUGCAUUAGCAGCGACGGGCAUAAUUUGGUCUCGUUACUCUCUUGUCAUUAUACCCAAGAAUUACAGUUUGUUCGCCGUUAAUCUAUUUGUGGGCUUGACACAAUUAGUGCAACUGGGCCGUGCUUACAACUAUUAUUUGGAUCAGGAGAAGCUGAAGAAGAAACAGGAAGAGAAGCCAGCGGUGACGCAAUGAGCAACUGCACCAUGUACAAUGCACAAUGCCCAAUCCUUGGAUGGGCAACCCAACAACCCAGCAGACGCAUAUCAAACCACAUUGCGUUUUAGUUUAAAUUGUGUUAUUUUAGUUUAAGCGACUGACCAUUUUGCUCUAUUUGAGUGGUGAACUGUUGCCUUACAAAACGUGAUUCGUAUUGCUUAAGUUGUAAAUGUUGGAGGCUUCGCGUAUGUUUUAAUUACACGUAGCAUUAAUAGACUUUUGUGAUUUUGUCGUCAACAAAAAAAAGCGAAGAAAAAUAAACAAACAUUCUUUAGUCUAAA